This is a messenger RNA of Hyposmocoma kahamanoa, 2814 nucleotides long. RefSeq names its product splicing factor 3B subunit 2 (gene Sf3b2). The record is from RefSeq and is a predicted model, not a curated record. Gene Ontology annotation, biological process: mRNA splicing, via spliceosome. Bases 3 to 2693 code for a protein of 896 amino acids. NCBI's taxonomy places the organism in Eukaryota, Metazoa, Arthropoda, Insecta, Lepidoptera, Cosmopterigidae. Gene Ontology annotation, cellular component: U12-type spliceosomal complex; U2-type spliceosomal complex; U2 snRNP. The transcript is spliced from 13 exons.
GCAUGGGUCCACCCUCAGGCAUGGGUCCACCCUCAGGCAUUGGUCCACCUUCAGGCAUGGGACCUCCUUCAGGUAUGGGACCACCCUCUGGAAUAGGACCAUCCUCGGGAAUGGGACCAUCCUCAGGUAUGGGGCCACCUCCCGGUAUGGGACCACCUCCAGGAAUGCUGGGCUUGGGGCCCUCUCCGCCUGGCAUGGGUCCUCCACCCCCACCUGGACUAGGUCCACCCCCACCAGGCAUGGGCCCCCCCAUGGGCACACCAAUGGGUCCGCCCCCUCCAGGUAUGGGGCCUCCUCCUCGCAUGAUGAUGCGUGGAAAGGGUAAUUACAAUAAUCAAAUGGAAAUGGGGAUAGAAAUGGGAAUGGACAUGGGAAUGGAUAUGGGAAUGGAUAUGGGAAUGGACAUGGGAAUGGAAAUGGGAAUGGAAAUGGGGAUGGAAAUGGGGAUGGAAAUGGGACCACCUGGGAUGGGGCCUCCAGGUAUGGCUCAUUGGGAAGAACAGGGUUCUACCGGGUGGGGAAUGCAGGGUCAUGGAGAUGGACCACCGGGUUGGGAUGAGAGAGGUGAUGAAGAAGAUGAGCAAGAAGUCGAUGAUGAAGAUGCACAACAAAUGGGAUCAUCAUCCUUGCCAUCUUUGCUGACUAUGAAGAUUGACACACCUGAGGAGUUUAGGAAUAAACCUAUGACUGUAGGGGGUGUAGUGUUGCCUAAAGCCCUAGAGGAGGCCCUGGCUUAUAAGGACCAGAGGCAGGCUGCACUUGGAGAAGAAGAGGAAGCCCAGGAAAAAGAAGAAGAAGAGGAGCCAGAAGCUCCACCAGCCCCUGUGAUCAGCACAGAGUAUGAUGCUGAGGAGGAUGAAGGAGACUCUGAUGAUGACAACAUUCCUGAUGCACCACAUCCACCUGUCAUUUCUAAACAAGAGGGUGCAAACAAGACACAAAAAAACAAACGUAAGAAAAAAAAGAAGAAAGUUGCCAAACAGAAGCGGCGGGAAGAGGAAACCAAGAAGAAGGAACACGAGACCCAACGGGAAGAGCCUAAGAAAGCUGGUGACAAAGAAAAAGAGGUAGAAAUUGAAUAUGUCCAAGAGAAUAUUCAGUUCCACGAACUAGAACCGAUGUAUCGCCAAUUCCACCGAGUGUUCGAAGCCUUCAAAAUCACUGAGAAGAAGGAGGAAGUGAAAGAGGAAGCUGGGAAAGACGCUCCGAAACCUUCAAAUAAGCUCACCGAAAAGGUUCAGGAUCAGUUUGCGGCCGACGAAGAGGCUGUUGAGAAAAACGCAGCCGAUGAAAAGGAGCGUCUGUCAAAGCGCAAAUUGAAGAAAUUAUCCCGACUAUCAGUCGCAGAGCUGAAGCAACUCGUUUCCCGACCGGAUGUAGUCGAGAUGUAUGAUGUCACAGCGAGAGAUCCUAAAUUGUUGGUGCAAUUGAAGGCACAUAGGAAUACCGUGCAAGUUCCCAGGCAUUGGUGUUAUAAGAGAAAGUACUUACAAGGCAAAAGAGGUAUAGAAAAACCUCCUUUUGAUCUACCGGACUUUAUAAAAAAGACAGGCAUCAUGGAGAUGCGAGCUUCACUGCAAGAUAAGGAAGAGACCAAAACCCUAAAAGCAAAAAUGCGCGAACGGUCAAGACCCAAGCUCGGCAAGAUCGACAUCGAUUAUCAGAAGUUGCAUGACGCUUUCUUCAAAUGGCAAACAAAACCGCGCAUGACAAUCCACGGCGAUUUGUACUAUGAGGGUAAGGAAUUCGAGACGCGACUGCGAGAGAAGAAGCCUGGAGACUUGUCUGAGGAACUACGUACAGCGCUCGGCAUGCCUGUUGGACCAGGAUCUCAUAAGGUGCCACCACCUUGGCUCAUAGCCCAACAGCGGUACGGACCCCCACCAUCCUACCCGAACCUUAAGAUCCCAGGCCUGAACGCCCCUAUUCCGGAGAGUUGCGCGUUUGGCUACCACGCCGGCGGGUGGGGCAAGCCGCCCGUGGAUGAGAGCGGUAAACCGCUUUACGGUGACGUGUUUGGACAUCAAAGUCAGGGACAGGAUGACACCGAAGAUCAAGAUAUUGACAGGACAAUGUGGGGAGAACUGGAGUCUGAAUCCGAAGAAGAAUCUGAAGAAGAGGAGUCCGAAGGCGAGAAUGAAAAAACAGGUGGCGCGGGCACGGCGAGUGAAAUCGCCGCGGGCGUGGCCACGCCGGGCGAAGGGCUGGUCACGCCACUCGGCAUUAGCAGCGUACCACCAGGCAUGGAAACACCAGACACUAUUGAGCUUAGGAAGAAGAAAGUCGACACUGAUACUGAGGGUGGCGACACGCCGGCACUGUAUCAAGUUCUGCCAGAGCGGCGUGUGGGACUUACGUCGGGCAUGAUGGCUUCUACUCACGUGUACGAUAUCAACGCGGCUAAUCCAGGUAAACGUGCCGCAGCGGGCACAGGCACGAGCAGCGAGGCGGCGGGCGGCGCGAGCGCAGGCGCCGUCGGCGUCGAGGUGGCGCUGGACCCCAGCGAGCUCGAACUCGAGCCCGAGGCCGUGGCCGCCAGAUACGAGCGACAUCUCCGGGAGACGCGGCCCCGCCACAAGGAGGACCUUUCCGACAUGUUGGCUGACCACGUUGCUAGACAGAAAAACAAGCGGAAGCGACAGCAAAACACGGAUUCGAAGCAAGCCAAGAAGUACAAAGAAUUCAAAUUCUAAUAGCGAUAAUUUAAAAAUAUUUUUAAGAGUAUUAUAAUAAUUACUGUUGAAUGCCGCGAAAGAUUAACUUUCCACGUAUUAUUAUGAAGAAAUAUAACAUGCUCGCUAAUUAAUACAAUGU